Molecule: messenger RNA, 4514 nt
Organism: Vicia villosa (hairy vetch)
Lineage: Eukaryota; Viridiplantae; Streptophyta; Magnoliopsida; Fabales; Fabaceae
Exons: 5
Coding region: 199-4248 (1349 amino acids)
Source: RefSeq, a predicted model, not a curated record
CGUUUUUCCUGCAAUUGCUUAACAUUGAUUCACUGAACAACACAGUAUCACUCGAUAAUCGACAACAAAAACGAUGACGUAUUUGGUCGGAGCAUGAAGUUAUCCUUUUGAUUUUCCUGCGAAUUUCUCCACUGAUUAAAAAGCUUCAGUUCAAUUCAACAAUGCUUCAAUAGUGUAUCUUUUGAAUCCAUUCAUUCCAUGGAAAUUCUCAUCUCUUCAACCUCCAAAACCAUUCCAUUCCCAUUUUUCUGCAACCCCAAAUUCUCAUCUAACUGUAACAAACCAUUUCACAGAAACCAUUUCUCUUUCUAUCUAACAACUUCCACUUCAAGAAAGUUUCAAACUUGGGCCCAUUUCGGACGACCCACCAACCGCAGGAAUUCUCUGAGGAACAAGCUUCUUCAGGAUAACCAGGUACGCCUCAAUCCAAUUCCCAAUGACCCAUCUUCUGUUUCUAGUAAUGAUGUAGCAGAGAGUGAUGUAAGCUUUCAAAGAGCGUCUUUUGAUGGUGAUAGUUUAGUUGAAUUGGAAAAACAAAAAUCUAAGCUUUUAGGGGAAUCUGUUUUGUUGAAUAAAUUGGAGAAUUGGGUUGAUCAGUAUAGUAAAGAUAUUGAGUUUUGGGGUAUUGGGUCUGCUCCUAUAUUUACUAUUUAUGAAGAUUCAUUAGGAGGUGUUACAAGGGUUUUAGUUGAUGAAGAAGAGAUUUUGAAAAGAGUUAGGGUUCAGAAAGGUGGAAAUGAAAUUGAGGAUUUAUCUCAAGGGAAGAGUAAGAUUUUGGAGGCUAAGAAGCUAGCGAGGGAUAUGGAGAGUGGUGAUAAUGUGAUUGCAAGGAAUAGUUCUGUGGCUAAGUUUGUUCUUCAAGGUAAGGAGGAGGAUGAGAAGGAGGAGGAGGGUGGUUUUGUUAAGGCUGUUCGUGGCUUUGUUGUUCAACCUCGGUUGCCUUCGAAGCUUUCUGGGGUUGGUGGCAAAGUGUUGAUUGUUUUGGUGGUAAUGUUUGCGGUGAAGAAGUUGUUUAGUUUUGGAGAUAAAGAGAUUCGGUAUACAGAAGCAGAGAAGAAAAUUAUGAUGAGGAAGGUAAAGGCUAGAAAGGAGAAAGAGAUGUUGACGAAGGGUGCUGUUGAAGUUAUUCUUGAAUCUACGGAGAAACCGGUGAUAGGUGUUAAAAAGCCAAAGUUAGAUAAGGAACAGCUUAAGAACAAUAUUCUUAAAGCUAAGGCUUCUUCUGAUAAACUUGUAGUUCAGAAUUCGUCUGAUGAAGUGAGAACUGGAUCGAUUGAUAUGGACUAUAAAGUUCGAGAGAUUAGAGAAAUGGCUAGGCGAGCACGGGAAAUUGAAGGAAGAUAUCGCUCUCUUGUUAGUAAGGAUGUGGAAACGGAUGAUCCUGUCAGUGGGAAAUCCUCCGAUGAGAGUGAAGAUGUUAAAAAGAAUAGCGAACAAGAUAACAGUUUAAGUAAUCAUCAAAAUGAAGUUGCCACGAAUACAACAGAUAGUAAUGGAGUUUUGCAGACGAUUUCUGAUGAUGUCACGGAGAACAGUGAAAAUUCAAUCCUGCAUGAGGUAGUUCGUGAUGAUAGAGAAAUCAAUGAAGGGGAAAUAAAAAUCAAUGGAAAUGCUAUGGCCUUCGAGAACAGCAAAAGCAAUAAAUCCUUACGUACUCCGAUUAAUGGCUCAUUUAUAACUAAUAAAAGUUCAGAGAACAAGAAACCGAGGAUCAUACGGUCUGUUAAGGAAGCUAAGGAUUAUCUUUCAACGAAACAUGACAAACAAAAUCCUUAUACAAAAUCUCCAAUAAAAAUCGAGAAAGAAAAUAUUGCUGAUUCAAAGCCUUCCAAAUAUGUUGAUUUUAACGACCAGAAGUCGCAAAAUUUGGAGAUGAAUAAUACAAUUGUGUCCAGAAGUGACACAUUAAACGGAUUUCCGCAUUCCAAGCCUGAAAUAAAUGCCAGUGAAGAUUCUAAUCAGAAGGGAAGAGAAAAGAGCCCGGCAGAGAACGAUUGCUCGGAAGAUUCUGGUAUUGAACCUGGAUUUGAAGAUCUUCAAAAGUCCGAUACCACUUUAGACCAUGAAAUUAACGGCAUUGGUACAGAAGGAAAGGGAAAAGAUCAUGACAGGGAAAGAUUGCCAUAUUCUAAGCCUGACAUAAAUGCCAGUGAAGAUUCUAAUCUGAAGGAAAGGGAAAAGAGCCCAGAAAAGAGUGAGUGCUCGGAAGAUUCCGGUAUUGAACCUGGAUUGGAAGACCUUCAAAAGUCCAAGACCAAUAUAGAUCGUGAAAUCAACGGUAUUGGUACAGAGACAUGUCUAUCGAUGGAGAAAAGCUUCCAUGAAAUUGAGCCAGCAAUUGAUACUUUAAAUAUGAUAUCAGAUUCUACGCUAAAUCCAAAUGAAGAUUCUGAUGAGAAGGAUAACAAAUUCACCCAAACAGAGAUUGACAACAUCAAAGACUCUGAUGUUGAACCUUCUAUUGAACAUAGAUUGGAAGAACUUCAAAAGUAUGAAACCACUUUAGACCUUGAAGUUAAUGGCACUGGUAAAGAGGCAAGUCUAUCGGUGGACAAAAGCUCCCAUGAAGUUGAGCCGGCAAUUGAACAAAAUAGAAGUGAUACUUUAAAUAUGAUAUCAGAUUCUAGGCCUGACCUAAAUCCGAGUGAAGAUUCUGAUGAGAAGGAUAAUAAAUUCAGCCAAACAAAGAUUGACAACAUUGAAGACUCUGAUGUUGAACCUGGAAUGGGAAAUCCUCAAAAUUGUGAGACUACUUCGGGCGAUGAAAUUAAUGGUGAUAGACGCGAGAAAAGAUUUUCUGGAAAGACAGAAAAUUGGCUGGAGAGAAAUUUCCAUGAAGUUGAGCCUAUAAUUAAGCAAAUUAGAGCUGGAUUUCGAGAUAACUACGCAGUUGCUAAAGAAAGAGUUGAUCAAACUUUGGAUAUACCAACUGAGAUGGAGUCACUUGGAAUUGGUGAAGAUGACGGAGAACUUGACUGGAUGCAGAAUGAACAUCUUAGGGACAUUGUGUUUAGAGUCCGUGACAAUGAAUUGUGUGGACGAGAACCAUUUCAUUUGAUGAAUGACCAAGAUAAAGAAGCUUUCUUCGAAGGUCUUGAGAAAAUAGUGGUGAAAGAAAACAAAAAACUUUCUCACCUCCAUGAAUGGCUCCAUUCAAAUAUCGAAAAUCUUGAUUACGGAGCAGAUGGCAUUAGUAUAUAUGAUUCACCUGAAAAAAUGAUACCGCGUUGGAAAGGACCUUCUGCCGAGAAAAUUCCCGAGUCCCUAAAUGAAUUCCUCGAGAAAAAAAGAAAGACAACUUCCUCCAAAAACUUGAACCCGGUGAAGAAGGAUGAGAAGGACUCUACAAAAAAUUCAGCUGAUUCAUCAUCCAAAGUAAAGGCUAAUGGUUCUAUAGCACCGAUUAAGAAGUCAAAAACACCAAAGACUAUUGUUGAAGGAAGUGACGGUUCUGUUAAAGCUGGCAAAAAAUCAGGGAAGGAAUAUUGGCAGCACACAAAGAAAUGGUCCCAGGAUUUUUUGGAGUGUUACAAUACUGAGACAGACCCAGAAGUUAAGUCCGUAAUGAAGGAUAUCGGUAAGGAUUUGGAUCGAUGGAUCACUGAAAAAGAAGUCGAGGAUGCAGCUGAUCUGAUGAAGAGAUUGCCUGAUAAGAAUAGGAGUUUCGUGGAAAAGAAACUCAACAAACUUAAAAGAGAGAUGGAGUUGUUCGGACCGCAAGCAGUGGUUAGCAAAUAUCGUGAAUAUACAGACGACGUAGAAGAAGAUUACUUAUGGUGGUUAGACCUUCCAUAUGUACUGUGCAUCGAGGUAUACACAGUUGAAGAUGAAGAACAAAGAAUCGGAUUUUAUUCAUUGGAGAUGGCUCCCGAUCUUGAAUUGGAGCCUAAACCAUGUCACGUGAUUGCUUUCCAAGAUCCCGGUGACUGCAAAAACCUUUGUUACAUAAUUCAAACACAUAUGGAAAUGCUUGGAAGUGGCAAUGCUUUCGUUGUUGCACGACCUCCUAAGGAUGCUUUUCGAGAUGCUAAAGAAGGCGGUUUUGGUGUUACUGUCAUCAAGAAAGGUGAAAUUCAGCUUAAUAUAGACCAACCACUAGAAGAAGUGGAGGAACAGAUUACAGAGAUUGGAAGCAAAAUGUAUCAUGAUAGGGUGAUGAAAGAUCGAUCCGUGGAUAUAAACUCGAUAAUGAAGGGUGUGUUUGGUGUUAAUGGCUCCACCAAGAGGUUAAAGCGGAAGUUGAAGUAAUUUGGAAGGGUUGGCUCAAACUAGUUUCACAAAUGAAAAUGGUUGAAGAAAAUUAUGGCAUGCAUGCAUUGUAGAAUAAGUUAAUAUCUUUUGUAGUUUUUUCUUUAAAAUGAUUAGGGUUGGUUGUACAUGAUUGAGAAAAAUAUAGUCAAAUUAUAAUAGUUGAUGAUGAUAACUUGAUGGCAUAGUGAGAAUUUUUUCAUCAAGAAUGUUGUUUAGUUUAAGGGAUUAGUAAUGAAAAUGAGUUAUUCUUUCGGCUUAUAUUG